UUCAGCCAGUUCUAUCCAGCUUGGGCGAACCUGUAGUGCCAGCAGUUGGAGGCUCCACCCACCCGCCCGGACAUCAUCACGUCCCAUUUUUAACCCUCUGUGCCUGCACAGAAGGCUCUGCGUAUGUGUGGAGGAGGCGCGGCGCUCACAUUUGAGAACCGGUAGCGAAGGCAUGCUGUCCUUCCUUCUAAUUCAAAUUUUGCUGUCUAUUGUCUCUUGGGGUCCUGUGAGUAUGACAGCCAUCCUUAGCUUUUCUCCCUACCAGCUGUUCACAAUGGAGUCACUCAGCAGCAUGAUUGAAACCGAAGCCCCUAAACAAGCCUUCACUGUUCCCUCUGGUCAGGACCCAGAGAGAAAUGAAAUUGAGCCAGUCACAGAUGGUGGGAGUCAAGCAAGUUCCCAGAUUGUCAUAACAUCACUGGCAACCUCGUCCUUUAAUGGAACGGAUGGAGUGGUAAAUAAGAACCUUCCAGAACCAGCAGCCACGACUGCUGGAUCCAAACAACAGAUGGCUUUCAAGCUGUUCACAGCUGCAAACACGGGACAGGCCUUUCCUGGAAAAGGUGAUUCUGGAGAUGAGAACAGUGGUAGCACACGUAUGCCAUUUGCUGGAAUUAACAAAGGCAUUACAUUUGAUGGCUACUUAGUUCCUGCCGUCUCACAUACACCAAAGGGAAAUGGCAGUGACCCAGAGAAGCACUGCUUUUGUAAAAUUCCAGCAGCAGAAGGACAAAAGAGAGAUCAAGAUAUGGCAAGACUAGAUAGAAGAAAAGGACAACUACGACAUUUGACAGGCGUUGGACAAGAGCUAAUGGCAGAAAGGGGGGAUUCCAGUUCCAAAUUACUUAGUGGUCAGACAGAAGAACAUGAUUGGUCUAAUAAUUCUCCUUGUCAAAGAGCUGCAAAAAUGUGGUGUCUGAUUUGGUCCUGCAUCUUCCUACUAACGACAAUUGCUGAUCUUACUAUUGAGGGAAAAAGCACCCCAUUUCCAAAGUUUACUAAAAUAAAAGCUAUUGAGAUGGAAACCACUAAGAACCCAGAUGCUUCUGAGGCAGCCCCUAUGGAAGACAGCCUCCUCACCGAAAUACCUGAAAAGAAUGAUGUCACAACAGAAUUGUCUACACCACACUAUGCCUUCAGAACAGCCACCACACUCUUCCCAUUUGAAAACUUUACUCUGGACUCUUCGGACUUCUUUUUUAACUGCUGUGAUUGUUGUGCUUUAUCUCCAGGGGAGAAAGGGGAACCUGGAGAAACAGGAUUGCCAGGACUUAAAGGAGAAGUAGGAGAAAAAGGCCGUCCCGGUCUACCAGGAACUCCUGGAUUACAAGGAUCAAAAGGAUUCAAAGGAAACAAAGGAGAUAAAGGAGAACAUGGUGAUCAAGGAGCAAAUGGACUCCCAGGAUACCCAGGCAAGCCCGGAGACCCAGGGGAAGUUGGAUUUAAAGGAGAUAAAGGAAACCAUGGUCUUCCUGGAGUCAAAGGACAAAAGGGCUCCAAGGGGGAAAAUUGUGAGAAUGGCACCAAAGGAGAGAAAGGAGACAUGGGGGAACUGGGGUUACCAGGUGUUGAUGGGGAAAAUGGGGAAAAAGGAGAAAAGGGGGACCUUGGCGAAAAGGGCUAUUUGGGGGAUCCAGGGGAAAAAGGAGAAAGAGGAGAUAAGGGUGACAUUGGGCCAAAAGGAGAAAAGGGCAUUAAAGGAGACAUAGGAGUAGAAGGUGGACAUGGGGAGGAUGGGCAAAAGGGAGAAAAAGGGCAACCUGGAAUUAGGGGUGACAAAGGCGACCAAGGUCCAAUUGGUUUGAUGGGGCCUCCAGGGGUGAAAGGAAGUCUUGGUUUUAAAGGAAUCAGAGGAACCCCUGGUAAAAAAGGUGCAAGAGGCCCAAAAGGUCCAAAAGGUGAAACUCCAACCCUCCCCAGAUCAGCAUUUAGCGUUGGUCUAUCCAAACCUUUCCCACCUCCAAACCUGCCCAUUAAGUUUGACAAGAUACUGUACAAUGACCAGGAACAUUAUAAUCCGUUGACAGGGAAAUUUAAUUGCAGCAUUGCUGGGGCUUAUAUCUUCUCCUAUCACAUGACGAUACGAGGGCGUCCUGCCCGCAUCAGUAUUGUCUGUCAAAACAAGAAGAUGAUCAGAAGUCGGGAGACACUCUAUGGCCAAGAGAUAGAUCAGGCUUCCUUCCUUACGAUUCUGAAGUUAAAUGUAGGGGACCAAGUAUGGCUAGAAGUCACAAGGGAUUGGAAUGGGGUUUAUGUCAGUGCUGAAGAUGACAGCAUAUUUUCAGGCUUCCUCUUAUAUCCUGAUGAAAUAUUUGACACUCUGCUAUAAGAAAAGCACUUAGAUAUGAACUAAGUGCCAAGAAAGAUCUCCCUUCUGUCUUGUUUAUCAUAAAGAAACAUAUUUCACUAUCCAACUCAUGGUCUCAAGAUAUUAACGAAUGGAAGUGAAUUAAAGCAAGGGGCAUUUAAUCUGUGAUAAUUUGAACUGCUUUGUGGGAAACUGUUACGGAAUUGCACUUGGGCAAUGGACAAGAAAACAUCUCCAGAAUGAUUUCAUACUUUAUUUCUAUGGUCAUUAGCUGAUUAAAAUUACACCAUGCUUUGCAUAUAGUUUUGAUAAAGAUGAUAUUAUUUUAAAAUAACAAUAAUACCCUUUUAUCCAGAAGCACCUGCAUUUAAUAGCUAAAACGUUAUUAAAAUACUUAUUUCUAUCAGUUACUUCAGUGAAAUUAAGAUUGUAAACGCAAGAUUAAAUGGUAGCAUAAUGGAAUGAACAUUUGCUGUAGAAAUUGAGUCAGUUUAUUAAAAAAUAUAUAUAUAUAUCUACUUUUCAAACUUUGCAUUUAAAUAAAUUGUAUCCUGUGGGGUGGUAUAUAAUAAAGUAAAAUAAUUGCUUGUACUUUUUUUUGUGUAGCCAUAGAUGUGAAUCAAACCAAUUGGGCAACGAUGAUUUGAAAUAUAAAUGUGUGGACAAAUCUGUAUAGAUUUGGGAGACCUGAAUUACUUUUACUUUAUAUAAAAUGCAUUGUAAUAAGUGUUGAUAAAGCUUUAUGCACACCUGUUAUGUAUAGUUUUGUCAAAUUAUUUUACUUCCUGGUUCAUUUGGAAGAUUUGUUUCCAUGCCUAUAAAC
Pantherophis guttatus is the source of this 3131-nucleotide messenger RNA. RefSeq names its product otolin 1 (gene OTOL1). Gene Ontology annotation, molecular function: protein binding. The record is from RefSeq and is a predicted model, not a curated record. Lineage: Eukaryota; Metazoa; Chordata; Lepidosauria; Squamata; Colubridae.